UAGAGAGAGCCGAAUUACGACUCUCAAGCAACUCUCAAGCAUUGCUCAAGCAGCUCGAAAAAUUUGCAGUGGAUUUUGCUUCAUUGUGAGAGGAUAUCGAUAUCAGCAACUGACUGACAUUGCGUCUGUUUCUUUGCAAUGUAAAGAAGACCAAGGAUUGGGAAUGAACAUGGCGAAUAUGUUUCUGAGCACGCUCAGUCCCAAGUUUUACGUGGCCCUCACGGGCACGUCUUCGCUGAUCUCGGGACUGAUACUGAUAUUCGAGUGGUGGUACUUCCGCAAGUACGGCACCUCGUUCAUCGAGCAGGUGUCGCUGACACACCUGAGUCCGUGGCUGGGCGGCGGGGACCCGGCGACUGAGGGCGCCACCGCAGGGGCAAACGGCUCGGACGGCUCAGACAACGGCAGCAACAACGGAGAUGGACAGUCGCAGACGCCAGAAUGUAAAAUGUGGAGAAAUCCGUUAAACUUGUUUCGCGGCGCCGAGUACCAGCGGUUUCAGGCGGCCCGAAAUCGAGAACCACUGACGUACUACGAUAUGAACCUGUCGGCUCAGGACCACCAGACGUUCUUCACGUGUGACGCCGACUCGGGGAAGCCCGAGUAUGAAAUCAUGCAGACGGCGUGGCGAGAGCGUAACCCGGAGGCGCGUAUCCGACUGGCCAAGGAAGCUCUGGAGAAGAGCAGUGACUGCGCGGCCGCCUAUAUCCUACUGGCAGAGGAGGAGGGUACGACUAUCCUGGAGGUGGAGCGUAUCCUCAAACAGGCACUGCGCGUGGCUGAGGCCAACUUCCGCAAAACGGUCAUCUACCGCGACAGCAACUCGCCACAGGAGAGUCUGCACAGACGCGACAUGAACGUGCUGAUCUACGUGAAGCGGCGGGUGGCCAUGUGUACCCGCCGGCUCGGCCGGCUCAAGGAGGCCAUCAAAAUGUUCAGAGACCUCCUGAAGGAGUCGCCUCCGUGGAUGUCGGUGCUGAACAUGCACGAGAACCUGCUGGAGGCGCUGCUGGAGGCGCAGGCGUACGUGGACGCGCAGGCGGUGCUGGCGCGCUACGACGACAUCAGCCUGCCCAAGUCGGCCACUAUCUGCUACACGGCCGCGCUGCUCAAAGCCAGGGCCGUGGCGGACAAGUUCUCUCCGGACGUGGCGACCAAGCGCGGUCUGACGGCCGCCGAGCUGGCCGCCGUGGAGGCCAUCCACCGGGCCGUCGAGUUCAACCCGCACGUGCCCAAGUACCUGCUGGAGAUGAAGCCGCUCAUCCUACCCACCGAGCACAUCCUGAAGCGCGGUGACAGCGAGGCCAUCGCCUACUCCUUCUUCCACCUGCCGCACUGGAAGCGGGUGGACGGGGCGCUGAACCUGCUCCACUGCACGUGGGAGGGCACGUUCCGUAUGAUCCCCUACCCGCUGGAGAAGGGACACCUGUUCUUCCCCUACCCCAACAGCACCGAGUUCGCCGACAGGGAGCUGCUGCCCUCGUUCCACGAGGUGAGCGUGUACCCGAAGAAGGAGCUGCCGUUUUUCAUCCUGUUCACGGGCGCGCUGUGCUCCUGCACGGCUAUCCUGGCGCUGCUUACCCACCAGUACCCGGAGCCCAUGGGCAUCGUCGCCAAAACGAUUCUCAGCUGGUCGUACAUGCCGAUCCAGUACGUGCUGGACAAGCUGGAGGCGAUCCUGCCCUCCAACAUCCUCCACCAGCUGUCGCGCGUCUGAGGAAGCCGAGCUCGUCAACCGGGGGCAGACCCAUGGCUGUGUUCCUUUCUGAGCGGCGGACGGCCGGCCGGACCGCGGGGAGGUGAGGUUCCAUCCCUCCCCGGCCCCGCCCGGUCCCCGCCGCUCUGUUGUUAAGUUAUGUGACGCCCUGCUAGUGCGGGCGCAUAGAUACGUUUGAUUUUAGAGGUAUUUUGGUUUGGUUCAGCUAGUGUUUUUAGUUUGGUUUGGUUUUCACUAGAUAUUUUGUACUGAUUUGUUUGAGAUGUUUCUGUUUGGGUCUCCUCUGGACUGGUUGGCGAUGUGGUGGUCCAGUGGUCGCCAUCACCAUUUGGCGCUCGGUGACCGGUCCUACGCCCCGGGCUGGGUCCGCGGCUAGUGUGACAGAUGCCUACAUCAGCCACCGACCAGCUCUCAUUGGUAGCAUGUGUGUGUGCAUGGACGCUGCGGCCGUGCAGCCCAGCCGUGUCCCUCUUUCAUCGAUCCUCCCCGCUCCCUCCGUUCGGCUCUGAGGUAAUGGAACGCUGCCGCCAUCGGAUAGAUAGCGUUAGUACAUUUGUAUUUAGAUGUGGGAUCUCAUAUUUGGUUCCUUCAAUUCCUAUACCAUCACAAGCAAACCUUCCUCGUCCUGUCUCUUCUGCGUUCUUGAGGUGGCUCCUGUCCAAUUCUGAUUAUAUCGUUUUCAGCUGUUGAUUUGUACCAACUUGGCCAUCUGGGUUGGUAUAAAAUCGCAAUGUCACUGAAUAAUGGGCAAAUCUAGGCUCAUCAGGCGAACUCGACUGCCCGAUUUUGACGUAAUCUUUCGUCUCCGUCUUUGCGCUCGACCACUUGUGUUCUCUCUGGUACUUUGGUUUGUCUGCAGUGUACAACUAUGGCACUCAUCGUGGUGUGUGUAUGUGUGUUUGGUGGAGUAAAUCUGUCGUGCAUUUUCAAUGCGGAUAUAAUAAAUGGUGUUUCUGAUAACUUAA
Amphibalanus amphitrite is the source of this 2682-nucleotide messenger RNA. RefSeq names its product protein ST7 homolog. The record is from RefSeq and is a predicted model, not a curated record. The transcript is spliced from 12 exons. NCBI's taxonomy places the organism in Eukaryota, Metazoa, Arthropoda, Thecostraca, Balanomorpha, Balanidae. Gene Ontology annotation, molecular function: protein binding. Bases 164 to 1717 code for a protein of 517 amino acids.